Ochlerotatus camptorhynchus is the source of this 3249-nucleotide messenger RNA. RefSeq lists its product as uncharacterized. The record is from RefSeq and is a predicted model, not a curated record. The transcript is spliced from 2 exons. Gene Ontology annotation, molecular function: zinc ion binding; nucleic acid binding. The coding region runs from base 1 to 3249 and encodes 1082 amino acids. Lineage: Eukaryota; Metazoa; Arthropoda; Insecta; Diptera; Culicidae.
AUGCCACCGAAAAGAACCCCAGUGAAAAAUCAAAAUAACAACAAUGAUAACGAUAGUGAUGAAGACGUCGAUGCGCUUAUCCACCUCCGUGAUAUGGCGCAAGCAAAGGUCACCAGGAUUAACUCCGUUUUGCAAAAUGCCAGAGUGGAGCAAAUCGAGCUCACUCUUCCGCAAGUGAAAAUGUAUAUAAAGAAGUUAGAAGCCGCAUACGCCGAGUUCACCACCAAUCAUCAGCGAAUCAUCGAGAAUAUUUCUGCAUCCAAAAGAAAGGAACACGACCAUUGCUACCUACAAUUCGAGGACCUUCACGACGGAGUUUCAAUUUUUCUCGAAACCUGGCUUGAAAAAAUCUCCAAACCACCAGUUGAUCCGCCACAGCACAUUGUCAAUCAGCAGCCGUUGAUUGUCCAGCAGCCACUUCCACGUGUCAUACCUACGUUCGAUGGAAAAUAUGAACACUGGGAGAGAUUCAAGAUUAUGUUCCGGGAUGUAGUGGACCGAACGAACGAAUCCAGUCGCAUAAAGCUGUACCACCUCGAAAAAGCAUUGAUCGGAGACGCCACGGACAUAAUAGAUGCGAAGACUAUCAGUGACGGUAAUUACGAACGGGCAUGGCAACUGCUCGAGGAACGCUUCGAAGACAAGAGGCGUAUUGUUCAUCUACACAUUGGAGGCCUCAUCAACGUGAAGAAACUGUUCAAGGAGAACUACGACGAUUUACGAAUGCUCGUCGAGUCUUUUAUCAGCCAUGUGGAGAAUCUCAAGUUCCUGGGUCAAGAACUUACUGGAGUUUCAGAGCAGAUUUUGGUGUACAUUCUGGCUGGAGCGCUGGAUGACGAAACCAAGAUGCAUUGGGAGUCUACAGUCAAGCGAGGAGUGAUGCCUACCUACGACGAAACCAUUACAUUCCUGAAGCACCGUGUCUCCGUCCUAGAGCGGUGCCAAAUCCAAGCACCACACAGCGAGGCUCAACCCAAGCAACAACGUGUCAAUCUUAAGCCAAUAACGUACAAGCCAUCGUUCCAAAAAGCCAACGCAGCUACAACACCGACGCAACAAGAACUUCGGUGUGACUUCUGCAGCAGCAAUCACUUCACCUACAAGUGUCCAUCGUUCAAGAAUUUAUCGAUCAGCCAGAGGUUUGCGCUGGUGAGAGAGAAAAACAUCUGCUUUAACUGCCUCCGAGUUGGACACCGAUCGACAGAAUGCAACUCCAAUAAGACGUGUUUCAAGUGCCAGAAGAAACAUCAUACCAUGUUGCACGAAGAGUCUCCGAUGCAGGAUGUAGCAGCACAAAGAAAUUCUGCAAGUCAACCAGCCAUCACGCCGCCGAUGGCAUCCGGAUCUAGUGAAGUAUCUUCCUCGUCCAGUAGUGAACCAUCCGGCAGUAAGCUGCCAGCGUGCAACCAUUCCCAGGCAGUAAAGACUGUCAUGCUUCUUACAGCCGUUGUCAAUGUGCGAGAUCGCAACGGAGGAGUUAUUCCAUGUCGCACCCUUCUGGACAACGGUUCCCAGGUAAAUUUAAUUUCCGAAUCAAUGGUUAACCGUUUAGGUCUGGAACGAAAGCCGGUGUGUAUCCCUAUCACUGGCAUAGGAGCAUCAAAAACGUACGCCAGAGACAUCAUCCUCGCCGAAGUUCAAUCCAGGAUAAACAAUUUCACCAUGGAGAUCGAAUGCUUGGUCGUUCCCAAGGUAACAGGAGUGAUUCCGUCAACAAAGAUCGAUACAUCAUCGUGGCCAAUACCAGCUGGUUUCCAAAUGGCCGAUCCGCAGUUUCAUACGCCAAACCAUAUUGACAUGCUUAUCGGUGUAUCAAAGUUCUUCCGUUUACUAAAGUCGGGAUUCUUCCAAAUGGCCGAUGACCUGCCAGAUCUUCGAGAGACCCACUUUGGAUGGGUAGUCGCGGGAGAUGUAGGAGAUUCCAUUACCGGUCAGCAGUAUGCACAUUCUGCAACGGUUGACCAAGUCCACGAAACGAUCCAACGGUUCUGGGAGCUGGAGGAAGUCCAGUCGGAAUCGUCUCCUGGAAGCGAACAGGAAGAGUGCGAAGCAUUGUUCCUUUCCACCUAUAGCAGAGACAAAUCAGGGAAGUAUAUCGUCCAGCUUCCCUUUCGUGAAGCAGUAGCCGAGCUUGAUGACAACCGUUCGCUUGCUCUCCGACGAUUUCUGUCACUGGAAAAGCGCCUGAAAAGAGAUCCAGAGUUAAAGUCGGAGUACACCAAGUUCAUUGAAGAGUACGAAUCCAUGGGACAUUGCAAAGAAAUCAACGAGAUGGACGAUUUACCCGAUCAACGUCGUUACUACAUGCCUCACCAUGCUAUCAUACGUCCAUUGAGUACCAGUACCAAACUGAGAGUGGUAUUCGAUGCCUCGGCGAAAUCACAUCCAUCGCAAAUUUCGCUGAAUGAAUCAUUGCAAGUCGGACCGACUGUGCAAAGUGACCUGCUCGAGAUCCACAUCCGAUUCCGCCAGCACAAAAUCGUCUUCACGGCCGACGUGACGAAAAUGUAUCGGCAAAUUUGGAUUGUUCCGUUCCAGACGUGCUUCCUUCGCAUUUUUUGGAGAACCAACUCAGCUGAUCCUCUGCGCGUAUUUGAAUUGACGACAGUCACGUAUGGUACUGCAUCCGCUCCAUUUCUGGCCACCCGGUGCCUGGUUCAGCUGUGUAAGGAUGAAGGUGCCGCAUUCCCAAUGGCAGCUCAAAUAAUCCUGGAAGAUUGUUACGUCGACGACAUCCUAUCUGGCACUGACAGCGCAGAAGAAGCGAUUGAUUGCAUCAACCAAAUCCAAGGCCUGCUGCAACACGGAGGAUUUCCCGUCCAUAAGUGGUGUUCCAACGAUCCAACUGUGUUAAAACAUAUUCCUGAUUGCGAUCGGGAAAAGUUGGUGCAUCUCGACCCCUCAUCCAACGAUGGAGUAGUUAAAGCCCUGGGAAUGAUUUGGAGUCCCGGAGAAGAUGAGUUCCGCUUCCAUACUAUCCAAUCUGCUGAGGAAAUUAUCACCAAGCGUCGAGUGCUAUCCGAAAUAGGGAAACUUUUUGACCCACUCGGACUCCUUUCACCGGUGGUAGUAAUUGCGAAAUUGUUGAUGCAACAGCUCUGGGUUGCUGGUAUUUCUUGGGAUGAAAACCUCGACGGAGAUCUACUUAUUUCCUGGCAACGAUUCCAUCAAUCUCUGCCUCAGCCCGGUAAUAAGGAUUCGGCAAUAAGGGAUACCGGCAAUAAGGAAUCCGGCAAUAAGGAUUCCUGA